AUGGACCCUUCAUUUCACAGACCCUACUCAUUUGAGUAUGCACGACAAAGCGAGGAAAGCGACAGCAUGAAUGGAGAUCCUUCUCAUCGGAGUCCACAGCCCGUACAUGAGCAGGCAGUCUCCCUUCUUUACCCAGCCGACACCUCUGCACACUCUCUUGGUCCUUUCGCAGACCCGGUCCCUCCCAGGGGAGUCACUCAAAGAUCCUACAGCACUUUAUCGGCGGAGGCGAAUGACCCCGAAGCCGAUUUCAUGGAUUCACAAGAUAUGCCUGGCCAGUUCAAAUUGCAAAACUUUCCUUGCCAGGGCUCCGCUAUUGCUUCUUCGAACGACUCGGCGCCACAACACAAGAGCAGUACCAUUCGCCGAUAUCCGACGCGUCGUAUCAAGUUGGUACAGGGCUCCGUCUUGAGCGUCAACUAUCCGGUACCGAGUCCCAUUCGCAAUGCUAUCCAGCCGGAAUACCGAGAUGCUGGGGGUGAGCUUUCAGAGGAGUUUACACAAAUGAGAUAUACUGCCGCCACCUGCGAUCCUGAUGAGUUUACGCUACGCAAUGGUUACAAUCUACGUCCUUCGAUGUACAACAGACAUACCGAGCUCCUCAUUGCGAUCACUUACUACAACGAGGAUAAGGUCCUCACCGCGAGAACUCUCCACGGCGUUAUGCAAAAUGUCAGAGACAUCGUCAAUUUGAAGAAAACGGAGUUUUGGAACAGAGGAGGUCCCGCUUGGCAGAAGAUCGUCGUCUGCCUAGUCUUCGAUGGGAUGGACCCGUGCGAUAAGAAUACACUCGAUGUUCUGGCAACUAUCGGGGUGUUUCAAGACGGAGUCAUGAAGCAGGAUGUGGAUGGAAGAGAGACUGUGGCGCACAUUUUUGAAUAUACUACUCAACUAUCGAUUACCCCCAAGCAAGAGCUGGUGCGCCCAUAUAAAGACAACCCAAUGAACCUGCCGCCAGUACAAAUGAUAUUUUGUCUCAAAAACAAGAACACAAAAAAGAUCAACUCUCAUCGAUGGUUAUUUAAUGCGUUUGGACGCAUACUCAACCCUGAGAUCUGCAUACUCAUCGAUGCAGGUACAAAACCUGGUGCCAAGUCUUUACUUGCCUUAUGGCAAGCGUUUUACAACGAUAAGAAUCUCGGCGGAGCCUGCGGCGAGAUCCAUGCACUUCUCGGCCACCGAUGGAAAAAGCUCAUGAACCCAUUGGUUGCAGCCCAAAACUUCGAAUACAAAAUUUCCAACAUCUUGGAUAAACCAUUAGAGAGCAGUUUUGGCUAUGUCAGUGUACUUCCGGGCGCGUUCUCAGCCUACCGCUACCGGGCGAUCAUGGGCCGACCGUUGGAACAGUAUUUCCAUGGUGACCAUACGCUUUCUAGCAAAUUGGGCAAAAAGGGCAUUGACGGAAUGAAUAUCUUCAAAAAGAAUAUGUUUCUUGCUGAAGAUCGCAUUCUUUGUUUUGAAUUGGUUGCCAAAGCUGGCAGUCAGUGGCGGUUAACAUAUGUGAAACCAUCGAAAGGAGAGACUGAUGUGCCAGAGCUGCCAGCAGAAUUUUUGAGUCAGCGUCGACGCUGGCUGAAUGGCUCUUUUGCUGCAUCUCUCUACUCGGUUAUUCAUUUCAAUCGCAUCUAUCAUAGCGGACAUGGGAUCUUUCGAUUGGUCGCUCUCCAUGUUCAACUACUCUAUAAUAUCUGUCAGCUGGUCAUGACAUGGUUUUCAUUGGCGUCAUAUUGGCUCACAAGUUCGGUCAUUUUGGAUAUUGUUGGAACGCCCAGUGGGUCAAACAAAUUCCAUGGAUGGCCUUUUGGCAAUGAUGCGACUCCGAUCGUCAAUAAUUUUUUGAAGAUCGGUUACUUAGCAUUCCUCAUGCUUCAAUUUAUCCUUGCGCUCGGAAACCGACCAAAAGGAUCCAAAUUCCUGUAUACACUCUCGUUUGUGUAUUUCUCAGUAGUACAAGCUUAUCUCUUGGUUCUCUCAUUCUAUCUCGUCGCGCAAGCAUUGACGCCGGAAAAUCUUGAUUUCGAUUUCGAUCAUGGUUUCUCAGCCCUGAUCUCCGGAUUCAUUGGAUCCACCGGCGGAAUUGUCUUGGUGGCUUUGGUAUCAACCUACGGAAUCUACUUCAUUGCCAGCAUUCUCUAUGCUGAUCCAUGGCACAUGUUUACUUCAUCCUGGGCCUAUUUCCUUGGUAUGCCAUCGACCAUUAAUGUGCUCAUGGUGUAUGCAUUUUGCAACUGGCAUGAUGUUUCUUGGGGCACGAAAGGAUCAGACGCACCGGAAAAGCUUCCAUCGGCCCAAACGAAAAAGGACGAUGAGACUCCGUUCGUUGAGGAGUUGGAAAAGCCGCAAAUUGACAUCGACGAACAAUUUGCUUCCACUGUGAAGCGAGCACUGACACCAUGGAAAGAACCGGAUGAUAAUGAGGGCGUGGCACUUGACGACUCAUAUAAAGCAUUCAGGACUAAUCUGGUCUUGUUGUGGACAUUCAGCAAUGGCCUUCUGGCAUUGUGUAUCAACAACAGCAGUAUCUCCAGGCUAUGUUUGACGGUAUGCUGGGCUCUUUCUAUCUUAGAUACAUCGGCUAACGGAUCUAGUCCACAUCUACAACUCGCACGGCGUGGUAUUUCAGAUGUAUUUUGUGGGGUACAUCUGGUCUUUCCAUCUUCCGUUUCUUUGGGGCACUCUACUUUUUAG
Penicillium brevicompactum is the source of this 2688-nucleotide messenger RNA. RefSeq lists its product as uncharacterized. The record is from RefSeq and is a predicted model, not a curated record. Gene Ontology annotation, cellular component: cell septum; cell periphery. The transcript has 6 exons. The coding region runs from base 1 to 2688 and encodes 895 amino acids. Gene Ontology annotation, molecular function: chitin synthase activity. NCBI's taxonomy places the organism in Eukaryota, Fungi, Ascomycota, Eurotiomycetes, Eurotiales, Aspergillaceae.